Messenger RNA from Anolis sagrei ordinatus, 3771 nucleotides. It is a transcript of the gene S1PR1, whose product is annotated as sphingosine-1-phosphate receptor 1. Gene Ontology annotation, biological process: adenylate cyclase-activating G protein-coupled receptor signaling pathway; regulation of metabolic process; angiogenesis. Gene Ontology annotation, molecular function: sphingosine-1-phosphate receptor activity. NCBI's taxonomy places the organism in Eukaryota, Metazoa, Chordata, Lepidosauria, Squamata, Anolidae. Gene Ontology annotation, cellular component: cytoplasm; plasma membrane. The record is from RefSeq and is a predicted model, not a curated record.
UCCGCCUAUAUAAGCCCCGCCAGCCGCGCCAAAUCAGGGCAGAGCAAACUUUCUUCUUGCAGAGGGGAAGGCAAGCGGCCGGCGGGGAGGAAACAGGUGCCUCCAUCCAGAAAGGCAGAAAGAAAGAAAAGAAGAGAAGAAAAGGAAAAAAGAAAGAAGUAUCCCAGGGAGGGAUUGACGCCCCCCGGCAUCGCCUUGCGCCAAAGGGUUAAAGGAACAGCGCCCUCUGUCGGAGCGCGCAAGGGAAGCGCAAGGGGAGGGCAGCCCUUGACCACAGAAGAGAGAGAGAGAGAGAGAGGAAGCCUUUGAUCAAUGAAGGUUUUGUCUCUCCAGAAAGGAGGCUUAUGGGGCCACAGCGAAGCGGAGCCCAGCAGGCGAGGACGCCUCUUUCUUCCCGAGCAGCCUCCUCCUCCUCCUCCUCCUGAGUCAGGACGGUGGUUUCUGAUGGUACCCAGAAGGUGCUAGACGUUGGAGCAGCAGACAUUUGGACGUCGCAGACCAGGCAGCUGAGGAGAUUUCUACUCCACGUGGCCUCUUGGCAUCUUUCUGGAGAACUGCAAUCCAGGCUGGAACCAUGGAUACUACCAGGGGUCCCCGCAUGAAGGACACCCCUCGUGUCAGUGACUAUGCCAACUAUGACAUCAUCAUCAAACAUUAUAAUUUCACCGGGAAGCUAAAUGAGAAUGCUGAUACUGAGAUCAAAGUCUCUUCGGUGGUGUUCAUCCUCAUUUGUUGCUUCAUCAUCCUAGAGAACAUAUUUGUUCUGUUGACUAUCUGGAAAACCAAGAAGUUCCACAGACCCAUGUAUUACUUCAUUGGAAACUUGGCACUCUCUGACUUGUUGGCUGGGGUGGCUUACACAGCCAAUAUCUUACUGUCUGGGCACAAGACCUAUACCCUCACCCCUGUCCAGUGGUUUCUUAGGGAGGGGAGCAUGUUUGUGGCAUUGUCUGCUUCAGUGUUCAGCCUCUUGGCCAUUGCCAUUGAGAGAUACAUUACAAUGCUGAAGAUGAAACUCCACAAUGGCAGCAACAGUUUCCGCUGUUUCCUGCUCAUCAGUGCCUGUUGGGUUGUCUCUGUGAUUUUAGGAGGUCUUCCUAUUAUGGGCUGGAACUGCAUCGGCAGCCUAAAGAAAUGUUCCACGGUGCUGCCCCUCUACCACAAGCAUUACAUCCUCUUCUGUACCACCGUGUUCACUGGCCUCUUGUUGUCCAUUGUGGUUCUUUACUGCAGAAUCUACAUCUUGGUAAGGACACGGAGUCGCAGGCUGACUUUCCGGAAGAAUGCUGCCAAAGCCACCCGGAGCUCAGAGAAAUCUCUGGCUCUGCUGAAGACGGUGAUCAUUGUUUUGAGCGUAUUCAUCAUCUGCUGGUCUCCUUUGUUCAUCCUUCUCUUGCUGGAUGUGAGAUGCGAAGUGAGGUCUUGUCCAAUCCUCCUCAAAACUGAAUACUUCAUAGUAUUGGCAGUUCUCAACUCGGCAACCAAUCCAAUCAUCUACACCCUAACCAACAAGGAGAUGCGGAGGGCCUUCAUCAAGAUUAUGUGGUGCUGCAAGUGCCCCACCACGGACACUGGCAUCAAAUUCAAGAGACCGAUUAUUGGAGGGAUAGAGUUCAGCCGAAGUCGGUCUGACAAUUCCUCUCAUCCCCAGAAAGAUGAGGGUGACUCUCCAGAAACUAUUGUGUCUUCGGGUAACGUCACUUCAUCGUCCUAGGAGUUCUCUUUUUUUUUUGCAAAAAAGAGGUGGCAGAUCCUUUGAGGGCUGACACACGGGGGGAACAGCUCUGCUCACUUGUUUCCAGCCAGAAGGAGGACAGCCAGGGGAGAAAAGAUUGGUCUGAAGUGGGGACAUGUCACCCACCAAGGGUCAGUUGAUGAUAUAAACUGGAUUAUGGUAUAUGAAAAAACAAUGUCCUCCCUGGAAGCUUGUGAGUUGGCUUUGCAGCUAAUGGGAACAUGAAUACCAUGUUUAGCGCUGAGAAACUGAACCUUUAGUAGUCCAGCAUCUGUUGUUUGAAUGUGUGAUGAGAGACGAGGAAAAAUAUCUUCAAGCAUUCUUUGCCUCCUAUGACAAAUGUGAAUCCCUGAAACAAAGAUCUUAAAUGACAAUCCUCCCAAUUUACUAUAUGCUAAUGUUUGGGUAAAUAGAAGAUAGCACUUGAGGGUAGUUGCCUCAAGAACUGUCAAGAUUGCAAAAGAUACCUUGGUGCUUAAUCUUCUAUUGAGAGUUGGAAUUGGUUGCAAAAGAUCUCAAUGGGUUAGUCUGAGGAGAAUAACCUGACACGGUUCCCUUUUGUUAAUUCUCCCUGAAUUAGUUGGGCUGUGUCUAAAUUGAGAGAGCCAGGGUAGUGUAGUGGUUUGAGCAUUGGACAAUGACUCGAGACCAGGUUUCAAAUUUCUGCUUAGCUGUGGAAACCUUCUGGGUGAUGUGGUUGACCACAUUCUCAUUUUCAAGGGACGGCAAAGGCUAGUCUCUGAACAAAUUUUUGCUGAGAAGCACCCCCCUGAUAGAUUUACUUUUGGGUUGCCAUCAUGCAAUAAGAUUUGAAGGCCCGUGACAAAAACAGAUUUGAGUUAGGUUGGGACAGUUAAAAUUUUAAUAGAAAUGUCAUCUGAAUCUUGAAACAUCAUCGAAGUUGCGAUUGAUAUUAAUAAUUUUUGCAGCACCUCGGUAUGCAAGGUGCUUUAAGUCACCAUCAGUUUGCUUAGUCUCACUGUAAUCCUAUGAAGUAUCGUAGGCUGAGAUGACACUCAGACAUUUGGAAUUUUUAAUGGGAGGAACCAAAUCGGGAGAUGGGGCCUCCAGGCUGAAGUCUAUAGUUUGUAUUGUAUUGCACCACACUCCAGAGUAUUUGAUAAGACAGAAUAUUUGUAAUUUUGAGAAGGUGUUUAUAGUUUUUUCAUUGUCCACUGAAGGUAUUUUUGUAUCAAUUGAAUGUAAUUUGUUAUGGCAUCAAUCACUAUAGUGUGUGUACAUAUAUAUUUUUCCUAACCCGAUAUUUAUCGGGUUGAAUGUGUACUGCGUGUGGAAAUGUUAACAAGCAUAGCAACUGUCUUGCACCAAGAAUGAUACUCUUUGUCCUUCUCCAACCUAUAAUCCCAUUUAUAAUCCCAACUUGCAUUGUGAGAUCCAGUUUAAAUUAGUUUGUGGAAAGGUUUUGUUUUCGUCUUUUUUCCUGGUAAGGGCCUUUACAUUUUGCAAGAUUGUUACGUUUGUGACAAUUGUGUAGUAGAGGUGAGUUGCCAUAGAAAGAAUAGGGGAUUUAGGAAAAGCUGUCUUGGACAGAGGGCAUGGCAGCAUGCCUUCUGGAUCUAUACCUUUUUGGAGAAUUUGGAAAUCGCAAUGCAAAAGAACUAACUCCCCAAAUAUAUGUUCCUGAAGUCACCUCUGGUAUACGACUUCUACCCACAGAAGACUUCUUUUUCUUUGAGAAGCGGCCACCACUCACUGGAAAAGCACAUUUUCACACAGAAGUUUCCAGAGCUAAGGAAUAGAAAAGGGCAAUAGUGCCUCUCAUUAGUAUGUCCCACCUCAGCCGACCCCUAGUAACUUAGAGCAUAAUUGUGGCAAUAACAUGCCAAACUGUUGAAAUCGGAUUAAUGUACAAAUGUUGGUUGAAUUUAUACUUUUUUUUAUAAGACUGACCUUUUAGUAUUAUUUCCAGUGCAAUUUUUUUUAAAAAAAGAAAUAGUAUUUAAAAUGUUUCUGACUUUGUACUAUUUGCACAUAGUGACCUCUAAAUAUUAAUAAACUGGGGGUUUUGUACAAAA